AUGUUUGAGAGAUCGUCUCUUGCACUUCUGCGGUCGUUGGCUCGUGAACUCCGGCUUCGACAUUCCUCGUCGUCCGGUAGUAAACGUAUACUAGACCGACCUUUGGUGCGGUUUCUCUUGUCCGAGUAUCGAUUCAAUCGUGUCACCCCAGCCCAAUACUGUCGCGGACCCGACGAGAUGGCUUGGAUUGCUGACACAUAUAUGCAAUACUUAAGGGCUCAACGCGUAUGCCGCGAACUGUCCGACGAACACCAGAAACAGGAAAAAACCGUACAACAAACGGCAGAUAUGAUCGGUUUUAGAUUACCACCAAACAACAAGAUCGACUGA
Cinara cedri is the source of this 330-nucleotide messenger RNA. NCBI's taxonomy places the organism in Eukaryota, Metazoa, Arthropoda, Insecta, Hemiptera, Aphididae. The record is from the annotation of a GenBank genome assembly.